UAUUAAUCAAGAACAAAAGCAUAAAGCAUGUAGUCCAAAAUUUUGAGAACACCGCCAUCCAAGCGGGACGGGAGAAACGCAAAAAUUCCCCACCCUUUCUUCCCCUCCAAAUUCCAAAUCCAUCUCAGUUCGCUUUCCUCAAUCCUCACCCCAGUUCGCCAUGACGACGCUCUUCCUCGCCCUGCAGUGCGUCCAGUGCUCCACCAUGCAGGUGAAGCAGCAGAAGAAGAGCAGCAACAAGUGGGUCUGCGUGGUGUGCAACCAGCGCCAGUCCGUGCUCCGCGUCCACGCCCGCGGCUACCGCGCUGCCGACCUCCGGCGCUUCGUCCAGGACGCCAACCUGUCACGCGGCCGCGGCGCGCCCGUUCCCGAGGCAGACUCGGGCCCGGCGGCGGACGAGGAUCAGCAAUACGAGUCUCCGAGGGAGAAGAGGCGCAUGGAUUGGACCGAGUACCUGGACGAUGCCGGGGAGCGGGAUGGCGGCUGCGGCGUAGUGGGAGCGCGGGAUGAGGGUAUAGGGAUUGAAGUGACAACUGAAUUACCUCAGGAGAGACAUAAAGUUUCUUCCUCAAAGAGGCCUCCCACAGCCCAAUUGGGUGUAGCUGGAAAAAGGCCCAAGCCACCAAACAACCCCUCUUUAUCCAAUUCCAAGAUGCAGCAAAUCGAACAAGGAUCAACUCGCUCAACUCUAUGCACUGCAACAUCUACUGCCGAAGCACAAAAAUCAAAGUUCAGCAAGUAUUUGGACGCUAGCUUCUUUGAAGAUAGAAGGCAAGAAGGCUCUGGGCUCCACUGGACUGAUCUCGAUGAAAGUGCCACUACCGAGGUACUGGUGGAUGAUGAGGUACACCCGGAUUUCAUGUGAUUUUGAUCUGAUCUUGGGUUGUGACAUGAUAUAUUUUGAAUAGCAUGUUAGACAAGAUCAAAUGACUGUUGGUAAAAUGUUACUGUGAUCGAUGGCGCUGUAGAUUUGAGUACAUUAAGUUGGACAAAAAAAAAUGAUCUGAAAGAAAAUUAUGGUACAUAUGGACUUCUCCAAACAAUGAUGUUAACAGUGCAUUUGCUCAAACUCUUGCUUUCUCCACGCUUAUCUUCAUCCUUUUCAUUUCAGAUAUAUGGCACUAAGAUAUCCUUAUUUUAAGAUUAGGAGUAAGAAUGUGUCAUACUAGUUUGAAUGAAUCUAUCCUAUUUGCUUGAAUGUGUGAAUACGUACAAGUGUUGUUUCAAUUAACAAAGUAUCACAUCACCCCUUUGUUUGAGUUAUGAAUAACACAUUAACAUGCCAAAUGAUGGGUUAACUUGAGGAUGUUUGCCAACAAAUUUUAGUAGCUAGACACUUAAUAAUUCUUAAAAGAGAAAAGGCUGCAAAGUACUUCCUUUAUUGGGGAACUCCAAAUCAAAAGGUAUUCUACUUAGAAAGAAAAAUUGCUGCAAAUUUUUCUGUAUUGAUGUAGGAGUAUGAAAUUUUAACUCAUAAAGGUUUGGUUCAAUGUAUCGCAUGAAGGAUGUAGCAUUAAUAUAUGUAGCCUUCUAAUAGGGAUCCUUCAAGGCUUUAACUGAUAAUGUUUUAGCAUAUAUAGUCUAACUAAUGGAAACAUGUUCUAGACUGCUAGUCUCUACUCUAGCUGACUGAAGUCCAAACAACUCAAUGAAGAUGUUACUCUGGCUCCAGCUAAUUUUUGUUAUAACUUGCCAACUCCAUUUGUCUCAA
Messenger RNA from Brachypodium distachyon (stiff brome), 1711 nucleotides. RefSeq names its product MRN complex-interacting protein. Bases 161 to 865 code for a protein of 234 amino acids. Gene Ontology annotation, molecular function: chromatin binding. Lineage: Eukaryota; Viridiplantae; Streptophyta; Magnoliopsida; Poales; Poaceae. The transcript has 4 exons. Gene Ontology annotation, biological process: mitotic G2 DNA damage checkpoint signaling. The record is from RefSeq and is a predicted model, not a curated record. Gene Ontology annotation, cellular component: nucleus.